Messenger RNA from Diospyros lotus (date-plum), 2378 nucleotides. Its product is annotated as heterogeneous nuclear ribonucleoprotein 1. The record is from RefSeq and is a predicted model, not a curated record. NCBI's taxonomy places the organism in Eukaryota, Viridiplantae, Streptophyta, Magnoliopsida, Ericales, Ebenaceae. The transcript is spliced from 5 exons. Bases 461 to 1873 code for a protein of 470 amino acids. Gene Ontology annotation, molecular function: RNA binding.
CUCUCUUGGGCUCCUCCAAAUAUUCUUGCACCAGAGGAUUGCCCAAGUCUCCUUCUUCCUCUCUCUCUCUCUCUCUCUCUCUCUCUCUCCCUCCCUCCCUCCUUCUCUCUCUUCUCUUUCUCUAUAUUUAUUUACUUUUCUUGCCCAUCUCAGCUACAAAUUCCAUUUCUUUUGAUUUAAUUAGAAGGCAGUGGAAUAACCAAGGAGGAGAAAAGAGGAGAGGGACAUCUGGGUAGAGAGAGAUGAGCACCUCUUCUGUUUUUGUUGUGUAUAUACAUAUGUCCCUUCUUGGAUCUUAGUUUCCUCCAUUUCCCCAACUGGGUUUCCCUUCAAUAGGAAUGCUCGAGUGGGAUUUGAUUGUUGCAUGAAGGAUCCGAUGUCCCUGGAUUGAAUUCCUUAAUACUUACUUCGUAUUUGAUUACAGUCUUCACUUACUUCUGCCCGAUUUUUCGACAAGAAGAUGGAAUCAGAUCUUGGUAAGCUAUUCAUAGGUGGGAUUUCCUGGGACACUGAUGAAAAUCGACUUAAAGAAUAUUUCAGCGCAUUUGGGGAAGUGUUAGAGGCAGUGAUUAUGAGAGAUCGAGUCACCGGUCGAGCUCGUGGCUUUGGCUUCAUUGUGUUUGCUGAACCUGCUGUUGCUGAAAGAGUAGUCAUGGAAAAGCACAUGAUCGAUGGUCGAACAGUUGAAGCAAAAAAGGCCGUUCCGAGAGAUGAUCAGCACAUUUUGAACAGAAACAGUAACAGCAUUCAGGGAUAUCCGGGCCCUGGGCGGACAAAAAAGAUAUUUGUAGGAGGUUUACCAUCUACGGUCACUGAGAGUGAUUUUAAGAAGUACUUUGAUCAAUUUGGUACAAUUACUGAUGUAGUGGUGAUGUAUGAUCAUAAUACCCAAAGGCCGAGAGGCUUUGGAUUCAUCACUUAUGAUUCAGAAGAAGCUGUUGACAGGGUAUUGCAUAAAACCUUUCACGAACUGAAUGGUAAAAUGGUCGAGGUCAAGCGGGCGGUUCCAAAAGAGCUAUCCCCGGGGCCUAGCCGGAGCCCUCUUAUUGGAUAUAACUAUGUCAGUAGAGCAAACAACUUUCUUAAUAGCUAUGGUCCAGGGUAUAACCUGAGCUCAGUUGGAGGCUAUGGAGUCAAGAUGGAUGGUAGGUUUAAUCCAAUUGGUAGUAGUCGUAGUUCAUUCUCUCCAUUUAGUUCUCUUGGUUAUUUGGACCCAGUUUUGAGCCCAAGCUUUGGUGGAAGUUCCAACUUUAGUAAUAAUAUUGGUUAUGGACGGGUUCUGAAUCCUUAUAUUAGCGGCAGUUCUAACAGGUACAAUACUCCUACCGGAUAUAAUGGGGCUAAUAUUCGAAAUGAUUCUCUUUUGAGCUCUUCAACUCGGAAUGCUUGGCGAAAUGCUGGCCUUAACAUUGCUGCAAACUCUGGUAACCCAAAUACAUACUUGGGCUCAGGAGGGGGGAGUUUGGGAGUCUUUGGUAAUACCGGAGCAAACUGGGGUUCUUCUCCUAUUUCUGCUCAAGGUCAUGGAACUGCUUCUGGCUAUACCAGUGGCAUGAUGGGGUAUUCAGGUGAAGAAAAUAACUAUGGAUUCGGUGGUGGUGCAUUUGGAAGAAACAGUGGUUCAACCAUAGCUGCAACAUCAUCAUUUGCCACAUCCAGUGGUGCUUAUGAGGGUUCCUAUGGAGAUUUGUAUCGUGGUGGUUCAAUGUAUGGUGAUUCAACUUGGCGGUCUGCAUCUUCUGAGAUUGAUGGCUCUGGUUCAUUUGGUUAUGGGCUGAAUCAUGCAGCAGAUGUCUCAGCUAAAGAUUCAGAAGGUUAUAAUGGAAGUUAUAGUAUUGCAAAUAGACAGGCAAAUAGAGGUAUUGCUUCAUAGAAGACUUACUGUUCACAUAUCAGAAGAUAACUGUAGGCGAAGAUUCCAGGGUGAAGAGAUCAUGCAUCACCUCGUAAAUUAACAUAUCAGAUUACAAGGAAAUCUGUCAUAUAAAGCUAAAGGGAGUUCUUUGAAGUAUGCUUGUUCAGAGGGAGUAAGUACAAGGCAUCUUGUGAAAGUUUGAGAUUUGGUUUUUACAUCAUAGGUUCUUUUCUUGGCAUUUGAUUGAGAUGAAUGAGUUGUGCAUUGCUCAGGCAAGUUGGUAUAGCUGGUACCAUAAAAACAAAAAAGAAAAAUAGAGAAUUAAUUCUUUUGAUAUUCUUUUUUAUUUUAUCCGUUUGUGCAGUGUGGCGAAGUUGCCGCUCUUGUCGGAAUGUUUCUUCCUCUGGGAUAUGUUUUGUCUCAGAUUGUACGCGAGGUUCUGCUUGAUUUACUAGUGUGAAACAUUAGAGGGAUAUCCACUUAGGAUCCCCGUUAAAUAAAUUGCUCAUUAUUCUGAUACAAU